Molecule: messenger RNA, 5523 nt
Organism: Puma concolor (puma)
Lineage: Eukaryota; Metazoa; Chordata; Mammalia; Carnivora; Felidae
Source: RefSeq, a predicted model, not a curated record
AUGGCCGAGAGCUCCUCGCCGCCCUCCUCGUCUGCCGCUGCCGCAGCCCCAGCAGCUGAGCUGGGAGUCACGGAGCAGCCGGGGCCCCAGAGCCCCCCUCCCUCCCCUCCAGGCCUGGAGGAGCCCCUGGAUGGAGCUGAUCCUGAAGUCCCUCACCCGGACCUGGCACCUGUUGCCUUCUUCUGCCUACGACAGACCACCAGCCCCCGGAACUGGUGCAUCAAGAUGGUGUGUAACCCAUGGUUUGAAUGUGUCAGCAUGCUGGUGAUCCUGCUGAACUGCGUGACACUUGGCAUGUACCAGCCCUGCGACGACAUGGACUGCCUGUCGGACCGCUGCAAGAUCCUGCAGGUCUUUGAUGACUUUAUCUUCGUCUUCUUUGCCAUGGAGAUGGUGCUGAAAAUGGUGGCCCUGGGCAUUUUUGGCAAGAAGUGCUACCUUGGGGACACAUGGAACCGACUGGACUUCUUCAUUGUCAUGGCAGGGAUGGUCGAGUACUCUCUGGACCUCCAGAACAUCAACCUGUCGGCCAUCCGCACCGUGCGUGUCCUGAGGCCCCUCAAAGCCAUCAACCGUGUGCCCAGUAUGCGGAUCCUGGUGAACCUGCUCCUGGACACGCUGCCCAUGCUGGGGAAUGUCCUCCUGCUCUGCUUCUUCGUCUUCUUCAUCUUCGGCAUCAUCGGCGUGCAGCUCUGGGCGGGCCUGCUGCGUAACCGCUGCUUCCUGGAGGAGAACUUCACCAUGCCCUGGAGGGACCGAACCAGCCUCUCGCUCGAGAGCAGCACUCAAGUGUCAGCUCUUGCCAAGCCCGUGCUUAGUGCUCAGGACACAACAGAAGGCAGAGUUCCUGCCCUUGGGGAACUGGUCACAGGUGCCUCCACCAAGGGGCUCUCGUGGACGGAGGACGACUGCGGGAGGCUUGGGACGCCCUCCAGGGUGAUUACCCUGGAAGGCUGGGUGGAGAUCAUGUACUAUGUGAUGGAUGCUCACUCCUUCUACAACUUCAUCUACUUUAUCCUGCUUAUCAUAGUGGGCUCCUUCUUCAUGAUCAACCUGUGCCUCGUUGUCAUAGCGACCCAGUUCUCGGAGACCAAGCAGCGGGAGCACCGGCUGAUGCUGGAGCAGCGGCAGCGCUACCUGUCCUCCAGCACGGUGGCCAGCUAUGCGGAGCCCGGCGACUGUUACGAGGAGAUCUUCCAGUACGUCUGUCACAUCUUGCGCAAGGCCAGGAGGCGUGCCCUGGGCCUCUACCAGGCCCUGCAGAGCCGGCGCCGGGCCCCGGGCCCGGGGGCGUCCCCCUCCGCCAAGCCCGGGCCCCGCGCCAAGGAGCCCAGGCAUUACAAGCUGUGCCCUCGACACAGUCCCCUGGACCCGAUGCCCCACACACCGGUGCAGCCCAUCUCUGCCAUGCUGGCCUCCGAUCCUGCCAGCUGUCCCCGCUGCCAGCACGAGGGGAGCCGGCGGCCCUCGGGCCCGGGCAGCACCGACUCGGGCCAGGAGGGCUCCGGCUCUGGUGGCUCAGGUGGUGACUCGGAGGAGGUGGAUGGGGACGGGGCCCGGAGCAGCGAGGAUGGGACCUCCUCAGGCCUGGAGAAGGAGGACGAGGAGGAACAGGCGGACGGGGCGGCCCGGCUGUGCGGGGAUGUGUGGCGGGAGACCCGAGCCAAGCUUCGAGGCAUCGUGGACAGCAAGUACUUCAACCGGGGCAUCAUGAUGGCCAUCUUGGUUAACACCGUCAGCAUGGGCAUCGAACACCAUGAGCAGCCUGAGGAGCUGACCAACAUCCUAGAGAUCUGUAACGUCGUCUUCACCAGCAUGUUCGCCCUGGAGAUGCUCCUGAAGCUGGCCGCCUUCGGGCUCUUCGACUACCUGCGCAACCCCUACAACAUCUUUGACAGCAUCAUCGUCAUCAUCAGCAUCUGGGAGAUUGUGGGGCAGGCGGACGGCGGCCUGUCGGUGCUGCGGACCUUCCGGCUGCUGCGGGUGCUCAAGCUGGUGCGUUUCAUGCCCGCUUUGCGGCGCCAGCUGGUGGUGCUCAUGAAGACCAUGGACAACGUGGCCACCUUCUGCAUGCUGCUCAUGCUCUUCAUCUUCAUCUUCAGCAUCCUCGGGAUGCACAUCUUUGGCUGCAAAUUCAGCCUCCGCACGGACACAGGAGACACGGUCCCCGACAGGAAGAACUUUGACUCCCUGCUGUGGGCCAUCGUCACAGUGUUCCAGAUCCUCACCCAGGAGGACUGGAACGUUGUCCUCUACAAUGGCAUGGCCUCCACCUCCCCCUGGGCCUCCCUCUACUUUGUCGCCCUCAUGACCUUUGGCAACUAUGUGCUCUUCAACCUUCUGGUGGCCAUCUUGGUGGAGGGUUUCCAGGCAGAGGGUGACGCCAAUCGCUCCUACUCGGACGAGGACCAGAGCUCAUCCAACAUGGAGGAGUUCGACAAGCUUCAGGAGGGCCUGGAUAGCGGCGGAGAUCCUAAGAUCUGCCCAAUCCCCAUGACCCCCAAUGGGCACCUGGACCCCAGUCUCCCACUGGGUGGACAUCUGGGCCCCCCCGGGGCUGCGGCACCUGCCCCCCGCCUCUCGCUGCAGCCGGACCCCGUCCUGGUGGCCCUGGGCUCCCGCAAGAGCAGCGUCAUGUCACUGGGGAGGAUGAGCUGUGACCAACGCUCCCUGACCCUGUGCUUCCGCGUCCGCAAGAUGAUCGACGUCUAUAAGCCUGACUGGUGCGAGGUCCGCGAGGACUGGUCUGUCUACCUCUUCUCCCCUGAGAACAGGUUUCGAGUCCUGUGUCAGACCAUCAUUGCCCACAAGCUCUUCGACUAUGUGGUCCUGGCCUUCAUCUUUCUCAACUGCAUCACCAUUGCCCUGGAGAGGCCCCAGAUCGAGGCCGGCAGCACCGAACGUAUCUUCCUCACUGUGUCGAACUACAUCUUCACAGCCAUCUUCGUGGGCGAGAUGACGCUGAAGGUUGUCUCGCUGGGCCUGUACUUUGGCGAGCAGGCAUACUUGCGUAGUAGCUGGAACGUGCUGGAUGGCUUUCUGGUCUUCGUGUCAAUCAUUGACAUAGUGGUGUCUGUGGCCUCAGCCGGGGGAGCCAAGAUCCUAGGGGUCCUUCGAGUCCUGCGGCUCCUGCGCACCCUACGGCCCCUGCGUGUCAUCAGCCGAGCGCCUGGUCUGAAGCUGGUGGUGGAGACGCUCAUCUCUUCCCUCAAGCCCAUUGGCAACAUCGUCCUCAUCUGCUGUGCCUUCUUCAUCAUCUUUGGCAUCCUGGGGGUGCAGCUCUUCAAGGGCAAGUUCUACCACUGUCUGGGUGUGGACACCCGCAACAUCACCAACCGCUCUGACUGCGUGGCUGCCAACUACCGCUGGGUCCACCACAAGUACAACUUUGACAACCUGGGCCAGGCCCUGAUGUCCCUCUUUGUCCUGGCCUCCAAGGAUGGCUGGGUGAACAUCAUGUACAACGGACUGGAUGCUGUCGCUGUGGACCAGCAGCCGGUGCCCAACCACAACCCCUGGAUGCUGCUCUACUUCAUCUCCUUCCUGCUCAUCGUCAGCUUCUUCGUGCUCAACAUGUUCGUGGGCGUCGUGGUGGAGAACUUCCACAAGUGCCGGCAGCACCAGGAGGCCGAGGAGGCGCGGCGGCGCGAGGAGAAGCGGCUGCGGCGCCUGGAGAAGAAGCGCCGGAGUGAGUGGGUGGCCGCACAGGGCGGGCCGGCCCGGGCCCAGGCCUCCUCCGCCUGCGCCCCUGAGAGGCUUUCUGAGUGGAAGAAGGUAGUGGCAGAUCAUGGGGUUUGGAUCAUGCUUCUCUUUGCCCCCUCCCCCUGCCCCCCAUAGUCCCUGGAGACAGCCCUCAAGUAUUGCAACUACAUGUUCACCACUGUGUUUGUGCUGGAGGCUGUGCUGAAGCUGGUGGCGUUUGGGCUGAGGCGCUUCUUCAAGGACCGGUGGAACCAGCUGGACCUGGCCAUUGUGCUGCUGUCGGUCAUGGGCAUCACGCUGGAGGAGAUUGAGAUCAACGCGGCACUGCCCAUCAACCCCACCAUCAUCCGCAUCAUGCGGGUUCUGCGCAUCGCUCGGGUGCUGAAGCUGUUGAAGAUGGCCACGGGGAUGCGGGCCCUGCUGGACACCGUGGUGCAAGCUCUGCCCCAGGUGGGCAACCUGGGCCUUCUCUUCAUGCUGCUUUUCUUUAUCUACGCCGCCCUCGGCGUGGAGCUCUUCGGGAAGCUGGUCUGCAAUGAUGAGAACCCAUGCGAGGGCAUGAGCCGGCAUGCUACCUUCGAGAACUUCGGCAUGGCCUUCCUCACACUCUUCCAGGUCUCGACUGGCGAUAACUGGAAUGGGAUCAUGAAGGACACGCUGCGGGACUGCACCCACGAUGAGCGCAGCUGCCUGAGCAGCCUGCAGUUUGUGUCACCGCUGUACUUCGUCAGCUUCGUGCUCACGGCCCAGUUCGUGCUCAUCAACGUGGUGGUGGCCGUGCUCAUGAAGCACCUGGACGACAGCAACAAGGAGGCCCAGGAGGACGCCGAGAUGGACGCCGAGCUGGAGCUCGAGAUGGCCCACGGCCUGGGUCCCAGCCCGCGGCCGCCCACCAGCUCCCCGGGGGCGCCUGGCCGAGGCCCGGGCGGGCCGGGCGGCGGGGGUGACGCCGAGGGCCGCCUGUGCCGGCGCUGCUACUCUCCGGCCCAGGAGAACCUGUGGCUGGACAGCGUCUCUUUAAUCAUCAAGGACUCCUUGGAGGGGGAGCUGACCAUCAUUGACAACCUGUCCGGUUCCAUCUUCCAUCACUACUCCUCGCCGGCCGGCUGCGAGAAGUGUCACCACGACAAGCAAGAGGUGCAGCUGGCCGAGACGGAGGCCUUCUCCCUGAACUCAGACAAGUCCUCCUCCAUCCUGCUGGGUGAUGACCUGAGUCUGGAGGGCCCCACGGCCUGCCCACUCGGCCCCAAAGACAGCAGGGGUGAGCCGGAUGCCCCUGAGCCCAUGCACGGAGGAGAGGGGGGCGAAUGCUUCCUCCCCUUGUCCAACACGGCCGUCUCGUCGGAUCCUGAGAACUUCCUGUGGGAGAGGGAGACUGUCCCAUCCAACCCCGUCCGGUCCUGGCUGAAACACGAGAGCGGCCGAGCUGCACCCCCGACUCCCUUCUCCCCGGAUGCCUCCAGCCCGCUCCUGCCCAUGCCUGCAGAGUUCUUCCACCCUGCUGUGUCCGCCAGCCAGAAAGGGCAGGAGAAGGUGGCUGGCGCUGGGACGCUCCCCAAGAUUGCCCUGCAGGGCUCCUGGGCAUCCCUGCGGUCGCCGAAUGUCAACUGCACCCUCCUCCGGCAGAACUUGCCUUCAGGCCAGGCUGGCGAGUGGUACUGGGCGGUUGGCUGCCUGGAUGGGCUCCGGUCCCUCCUGGGCACUUGGGGCCUGGACGCUGCAGCCCAGGGAGGAGAAGUGCAGACGGUGGGCCGCCGUGAGGACGCCAAGGUGAUGCCCAAGCAAGGAACCCCCCUCCCAGGAUGGCGGCCUCCGGGGUGA